GAUGCGGCGUACACCUCCAGACUGGUUAGAACUAGAUGAGACUGGUUUGUCACACAUUGUGAAGAAAACAAAACAACACAGACUUAAGAGGUUAGGGUGACAUGAUUAGAAGCGGUGCACCCUGGGUGUUUGGACAGAUUAUCUGUUGACUGUUUCUGAGUGACAUGGAUUCAGAAAUCGAAACAGACCUGCGACCAGCGAGUUUUUCCUCUUGUUAUUUCAGUGAUGAAACUAAAUGGAUUAACACAACGUUGCAUCCGCUUUUAUUUUCUCUGUUCUGUCCUGGAGACUUGAAUUAAAGGCACCAUUUCAACCGAAGGUUUGGGAUGCAUUUCUGAACCAGACGCUCCGAGGUGUCCGGCCCAUAACUCUUCAGCACGCGGUCAGCUCCGGAUUCAGAUCAACAGUCAAAACCUCCAGCAAGAGCAGCAACGUCUCCACAGCAACAUCGUGUCCAACAGGAAGCCACAAGAUGGGGAAUAUCUCGUUUAAACCAAGUGAAGAUGAACCUUUGGAAAGCAAGAUGGAGAGGCUUAAGGUUAAGAAAAUCCCCACAGGCCAAACCUUUGGAGCAGAUAAAGUUUUGUUUGAUCAAGUUGCGAUGAAACUCAAUGAAAAAGGCAUGAAGGAGAAGCAACACUUCAUUGUUUUCUGUCCCAUCACGUCUCGUGUUGGUUCAGAUGUGGAAGCAGCCAUGGAGAUUGCGAAAAGAGAGAUCAACAAUGAUCAACAACAGUCAGAUCCAACACAAGAUGAUCAAGGAAUCAUCCUGGUUUUGAUGCACCACACCAGAGAUCCUGACUACUCAACUGCUGGGAUAAAUUAUUGUGAAACAAUCAGUGAUGUUGACUUGAAUGUUCAUGUUCUGUUUCAUGAAACUAUGCAGGGCUUAUUGAAAUGUUCACAAAAUGAAAAGGCAGUGAGUGAAAUUGUAGAUUUUUUAAGACAAGAGCCACCAAAAAAACAAAAGACAAGGAAGGACCAAGACCAAAAUACAAACCAGUCACAAGUUAAUGCAACGGACCAAAAUGCAGAAAAGACAGAAGUUAAUGUAGCAGACCAAAAUCCAGAAAAGACAGAAGUUAAUGCUGCAGACCAAAAUGCAGAAAAGACAGAAGUUAAUGCUGCAGACCAAAAUCCAGAAAAGACAGAAGUUAAUGUAGCAGACCAAAAUGCAGAAAAGACAGAAGUUAAUGUAGCAGACCAAAAUGCAGAAAAGACAGAAGUUAAUGUAGCAGACCAAAAUGCAGAAAAGACAGAAGUUAAUGUAGCAGACCAAAAUGCAGAAAAGACAGAAGUUAAUGCUGCAGACCAAAAUGCAGAAAAGACAGAAGUUAAUGCUGCAGACCAAAAUGCAGAAAAGACAGAAGUUAAUGCUGCAGACCAAAAUGCAGAAAAGACAGAAGUUAAUGUAGCAGACCAAAAUGCAGAAAAGACAGAAGUUAAUGCUGCAGACCAAAAUGCAGAAAAGACAGAAGUUAAUGCUGCAGACCAAAAUGCAGAAAAGACAGAAGUUAAUGCUGCAGACCAAAAUGCAGAAAAGACAGAAGUUAAUGUAGCAGAUCAAAAUGCAGAAAAGACAGAAGUUAAUGCUGCAGACCAAAAUGCAGAAAAGACAGAAGUUAAUGCUGCAGACCAAAAUGCAGAAAAGACAGAAGUUAAUGCUGCAGACCAAAAUGCAGAAAAGACAGAAGUUAAUGCUGCAGACCAAAAUGCAGAAAAGACAGAAGUUAAUGCUGCAGACCAAAAUGCAGAAAAGACAGAAGUUAAUGUAGCAGACCAAAAUGCAGAAAAGACAGAAGUUAAUGCUGCAGACCAAAAUGCAGAAAAGACAGAAGUUAAUGCUGCAGACCAAAAUGCAGAAAAGACAGAAGUUAAUGCUGCAGACCAAAAUGCAGAAAAGACAGAAGUUAAUGCUGCAGACCAAAAUGCAGAAAAGACAGAAGUUAAUGUAGCAGACCAAAAUGCAGAAAAGACAGAAGUUAAUGCUGCAGACCAAAAUGCAGAAAAGACAGAAGUUAAUGCUGCAGACCAAAAUGCAGAAAAGACAGAAGUUAAUGUAGCAGACCAAAAUGCAGAAAAGACAGAAGUUAAUGCUGCAGACCAAAAUGCAGAAAAGACAGAAGUUAAUGCUGCAGACCAAAAUGCAGAAAAGACAGAAGUUAAUGCUGCAGACCAAAAUGCAGAAAAGACAGAAGUUAAUGUAGCAGAUCAAAAUGCAGAAAAGACAGAAGUUAAUGCAGCAGACCAAAAUGCAGAAAAGACAGAAGUUAAUGCAGCAGACCAAAAUGCAGAAAAGACAGAAGUUAAUGCUGCAGACCAAAAUGCAGAAAAGACAGAAGUUAAUGCUGCAGACCAAAAUGCAGAAAAGACAGAAGUUAAUGCUGCAGACCAAAAUGAGGUAAAUUAAUAAGUUAAUGCUGCAGACCAAAAUGCAGAAAAGACAGAAGUUAAUGCUGCAGACCAAAAUGCAGAAAAGACAGAAGUUAAUGCUGCAGACCAAAAUGCAGAAAAGACAGAAGUUAAUGCUGCAGACCAAAAUGCAGAAAAGACAGAAGUUAAUGCUGCAGACCAAAAUGCAGAAAAGACAGAAGUUAAUGCUGCAGACCAAAAUGCAGAAAAGACAGAAGUUAAUGCUGCAGACCAAAAUGCAGAAAAGACAAAAGUUAAUGCUGCAGACCAAAAUGCAGAAAAGACAGAAGUUAAUGCUGCAGACCAGUUGUAGAGGGUUUUUUCUAGCAAUCUUUAAACGCAACAUGAGGUCUAAGACGCUUGCGCUGGUUUGUGGAUGUGACAGAAACCUGCUGCUGCUGAGCUGAGCUGCACAGGUCUGUGUUAUAAUUAUGAAAGCAAAGCAGCAAAAGACAAAGACCUCUUGGGAGGAGAUGUUUGUGGGAAAACCUGGUAAGUUGUCUCCUAAAACUUACAGAGGGAGUUGAGUAAUACGGUUGGAUGCAGGUAAUAUUAGCUACAUGAUGACUAGCAGAUGCCAUUAUAUCAUGUUAAGAAUAGGCUACUAGUAUUGUUUAUCUAUAUUCAAAAGUGGGUUGUGCUGGUUAUUUAAUACAGGAUUUCUUGGGGGAAAAUUUAUUUAGGGUAGUAUAACUGCACUGUACUUUUUUGUUCUUUCACUUGAGUAAUAUUACUUCUUCUCUUACUAAAGUGGACUGAUUUUACAUUUAAAGAAAUAGAUUUUAGAGAUGGGAAACCUUAGCUUUCUGCACUGUAUGAGCUAGUGUGACCUUAAUUCUUGUUUAUUUUGUUUUAAUAAACAUGGUUAUCCUAUUUGUAGCAUAAAGAUUUGUUUACGUAUUUAUAUUAAAGUAAAAGCUUGUUUAUCUGCCUCCCCCCACAUCGUCUUACCCUCCAAAUUAAGCCAGUGACCUCCUUGCUAAACUCUUCUGGAGCCGGGGAUGUGCAUCGGAAAGCAGGUUCUCUUCACCUGAACUCAGUGAAGGGAGUUUCUCUCUGUCCCCAACAUAAUGCUGAACUGUAGAUGUCUUCAAACACACCAUCCAUCCUCCAAUGGAACUGGAGGAAACUGUACAUUUAACUGUAACUUUAAUUGAUACUUAAAUCACAUAAUAAAGACUUAAUUUUCUUGGGUGUAAA
This is a messenger RNA of Gambusia affinis (western mosquitofish), 3612 nucleotides long. Its product is annotated as repetin-like. The record is from RefSeq and is a predicted model, not a curated record. Lineage: Eukaryota; Metazoa; Chordata; Actinopteri; Cyprinodontiformes; Poeciliidae. The coding region runs from base 473 to 2410 and encodes 645 amino acids. The transcript is spliced from 7 exons.